CCUCAUUUCCAGUGACAUUUGCUGCUAGAAUUAAUCCAGGUCAACAAAGGAUGCACUGUUCAGGUGACCUUUAACCUUUCGGCUAGCGCGCGUCUGGACACAGAUUUCAGUGGGAAUCCACGAUAUUUUACUACGUGGCACUUGGACUACAUCUGCCGUCCAACUGUGUACAGAGUGGGAGGCUGUCUGGAUGCGGCUGCUGGAUUUAUCGUGAGGUUUGAGAGAGAUCUGAGGCUACGGGCAGACAGAAGACGGCAUCAUGCCUAUCCUGGCGGCCAUGGCGAUCUCUCCCCGGAAGAUUUUCCUGUUCCUGGUGUUUGGUGGGGCCAUCGCUCUGCUGCUGGCCUUCCAUAAACCCAGCAGGAAGAAACUUAUGCAGGCACCAAAACUUGUCUUUGAUAGCAGGAAUGCAGGAGAGUUGAAGCCCCCAUCAGGUUUUGAUGCUGCUGCUGACACCAUCCCUGUGGUCAUCAGUACUGAUGAAGGCCGGCUGAUGGGAGCUGUGGCAGCCAUCAACAGUAUCGCAACCAACGCCAAAUCUCCUGUCAAAUUCUACCUCAUCACAGACCAGGACGCUAAAGACCAUCUGGAACAGUGGAUCAUGAAGACGAGACUUCACAGUAUCAACCAUGAGAUUAUCGUGUUUAACGAGGACUGGGUGAAGGGGAAGAUCAAUGUGAGAGGAGGACGACAGGAGCUCGCUAGUCCUAUCAACUAUGCCAGAUUUUACCUUCCAAAGCUGCUGCCUCCUGACUUCAAUGGAAAGGUUAUAUAUUUGGAUGAUGAUGUCAUAGUUCAAGGUGACAUCACACAGCUGUAUAACACCAAGGUGGAUGAAACAUUGGUCAUGGCCUUCUCUGAAGACUGUAACACUGUGUCCAACAGAUUUGGCCUCUUCAUGAACACAUAUGCCAACUACAUCAACUUUGGGAAUGAGAACGUGAAGAAACUUGGGAUGAAGCCGGGGACUUGUUCCUUCAACACAGGAGUUUUUGUUGCCAACAUGACGGAGUGGAAGAACCAGAAAAUCACAGACAAGCUGGAGUUUUGGACAGCACUUAAUACCGAGGAGAAUGUGUAUGGUGCCCAGCAGGGAGGUGGGGGUUCCCAGCCCCCCAUGAUGAUCGUGUUCUACAACCAGUACUCCAAAAUAGACCCCAUGUGGCACAUCAGACAUCUAGGUUGGACAGCAGGAACAAGAUAUUCCAGACAGUUCAUCAUGGAGGCAAAACUCCUCCACUGGAACGGGCGCUUCAAACCCUGGGGCCGCACCUCGCAGCACAUGGACGCCUGGGAACGGUACUACAUUCCAGACCCGACAGGGAAAUCCCAACUCACCAGGAAAUUCCGAAUGUUUUAACUGAAGACAAGGUCUCCAUAUCAGUAAUAUAUAAGCCACAACAUUCAUGGACGUAGACAAAGCUAGUAGAGUAUUGGCCUUAGAUUUAAAGGUAUACAUGUACGUCAAGACAUGAAACAUGUCUUUUAAAAAUAGAAAAUCUCUAAGCCAAACUUAUCUCCUAUUGUAAGGCCACACCAAUUUAAUUUG
Branchiostoma belcheri (Belcher's lancelet) is the source of this 1549-nucleotide messenger RNA. Its product is annotated as glycosyltransferase 8 domain-containing protein 1-like. The record is from RefSeq and is a predicted model, not a curated record. Gene Ontology annotation, molecular function: glycosyltransferase activity. Gene Ontology annotation, cellular component: Golgi apparatus. The transcript is spliced from 10 exons. Bases 260 to 1360 code for a protein of 366 amino acids. NCBI's taxonomy places the organism in Eukaryota, Metazoa, Chordata, Leptocardii, Amphioxiformes, Branchiostomatidae.